Messenger RNA from Parasteatoda tepidariorum (common house spider), 583 nucleotides. The record is from RefSeq and is a predicted model, not a curated record. Lineage: Eukaryota; Metazoa; Arthropoda; Arachnida; Araneae; Theridiidae.
AUGCGGGCACUUUCAACUGAAAAGGCGUUUGCUGAAUGGUUAUUGGAUGUUGGAAACUGCAAAGAUGGUGAAAUGAUUAAGUUGCCUGAUAUUUGUUAUCCAUCUAAGCAAGACCCCAUUAAGCAACUAUAUUCUGAUGUAGAUUUUGACACUGUAACUCCGUGCCAACUCAAAGGUAGGGCGAUUUUAACAGUCACCAACGAUUUAUCAAUAGUAUUCAAUAAUGAUGUGCUGGAACAACUGCCAGGAAUUACUAAAAUUUAUGAAAGUGUGGACACUGUCAUUAGUGAUGAUCCACAAGAUCAACUAAGCUACCCUGAGGAAUUUUUGAACACCAUCACUCCUACAAGAAUGCCUCCCCACAAAUUAAAGAUUAAGAAAGAUGCCAUAAUAAUGCUACUGAGAAAUUUAAUGCCAUCUAAAGGACUCUGUAAUGGCACUAGAUUAAUUGUUACAAACUUGCAGCGCAAUUUAAUUGAAGCUAAACUGAUUGAUGAUGAUGAAGCUGCAAUCAAAGCAUUUGAGUUUGGAGAUGAAGCAUUCAAUAAAGUGUGCCUGAAGCGCUCUGUAAAAUUCUGUGAUG